Messenger RNA from Coffea eugenioides, 853 nucleotides. RefSeq names its product inactive protein RESTRICTED TEV MOVEMENT 2-like. The record is from RefSeq and is a predicted model, not a curated record. The coding region runs from base 77 to 706 and encodes 209 amino acids. The transcript has 2 exons. Lineage: Eukaryota; Viridiplantae; Streptophyta; Magnoliopsida; Gentianales; Rubiaceae.
UUCAUCGCUUAGCAGACAGCAGUUGUAAAUUGUGGUUACCAAUAUUUCUAAUAAUACGAGUAAAGGACAGCUGAUAAUGGAAGCCAAAACUGGAUCUACUGCCCGCCUUUCUUACGAAGAAUUCGAACCUUUCUGUAGAUGGCAACGCGAAGAAGCCCGUGACACUCUGCUAGUCCAUCUCCCAGACUUCAAAAAAGAACAGCUCAGGGUGCACAUCAACAGUCGUGGAACCCUGAAAAUUUCCGGGGAACGUAAAUUGAGUUCAACAAAAGGGAGCAAAUUUUACAAGGAAGUUGUGGUUGCUAGGAACUGCAAUACCAAUGCAAUUCAAGCCAAAUUUUCGGCCGGCCAGCUGUGCAUCAUAAUGCUUAAAAACGUUAAUGCAGCUGCGGUCCCAGAACAGAAAGUCAUCAGCACUCCUGAUCCAACCGCAAAACCACAAGCAGGUCCAGAAGAAGGUCAAGCCACGCAACCUCCUCAAAAACCUGGCGAGGAAAAGGAUAGCAUCAUCGUGCCGUCCGGAACUCCCAUUGCUACUGCGUCAGGAAAGAGCAACGGGAAUGUUACAGAAGGGGAAAAAACAACAGUUUCGAGAGGAAAGCAACUCGCAAAUAUUGCUUUGAAUGUUGGAAUGCCGGUGGCUUUGCUGGCUGCUCUCGUGGCUUUCGUUCUAUAUAUGUACAAAUCUACCAUUGUUGAAGAUUAAAAAAAAAAAAAAAAAAAAAAACCUCGUCGAUGACAUGUUUAUUGCUCCUAGAUAGUAAGAAAUUCGUUAUUGCAGUAAAUGCUUGAGAUUUGUUCCCUACAAUGGUUAUCCAAAAUACUUGCUAGUAUCUUACUGUUUGUUCUUUUA